GAUGAUGUGUAUUAUUGGUAUUUUGUGAACACAACUGUACUGACGCUGGGAAUAAGUUAAUGGCCGUUUAUUCGUGAAUAAAGUCGUUGUUUUUAGUUUCAGCUUCGAGUUAAAUAGUAGCGACAGAGAGCUAACUUAACUAACGAUACCUUACUUUCAAGCUUUAAAAGUUUGGUAACAGUUUGGUAUAUCCUCUGUAGUGUCGGUAGUUUCCAGCUGUCAUGGGGACCGUUUUUACCUCCUGUCUGUCGGCUUUCUGCUCUCCUAGCCGGGGUUGAUCUUCAUGGGGACCCGUAUCACUGGAGGAUGGAAGGUUUAACCGGGGACCAUCAUGGCUGCUAUGACGGUGUGUCGUUACACCGGUGGGCGGCUCCUUGGAGGAUGGUGCCCGCUGCUGUGUGUGCUCUUCGGGUCUCUGGUGGUGGUCCUGAUGCCCCUGGUGCGGGAGGAGGAUCAGUGCUGCGCCGCCCUGAGGGGCCUCUCACUGCUCCGCUGCCGGCUGGGAGGCGGCUCUCAGCGGCCUGCAGCGGUGCAGACCACCAGCCUCACGGUCCCCUUCACGGCCCUGGACGUGCUGCCACUCAGGUCCAAGCCGAGCAAUGAAAUGAAGCUUGAGGCCAAGGCGGCACUGCAGCUGGCUGUGGAGAUGAGAAAACUUGGGAAGCGUGAGAAGGCUCAUAAACUGCUGGUGCAUGCACUCGGCAUGAAUCCAGACUUUGUGGAUGCCCUGACGGAGCUGGGGACCAUCCUGGAAGAGGAGAAGGAUGUGGUCCAGGCAGACCAUCUCUACACCAAGGCCUUGGCCAUCUCCCCGUGUAAUGAGAGAGCUUUAGUGAGCCGGGACCGGACUUCUCCCCUGGUCGAAGAGAUUGACCAGCGGUACUUUGGCAUCAUUGACAGUAAAGUGCGCCGGCUUAUGUCCAUUCCUAAAGGCAACUCUGCCCUCCGCAGGGUGAUGGAGGAGACCUACUACCACCACAUUUACCACACGGUGGCCAUUGAAGGCAGCACGCUCACUCUGUCUGAGAUCCGUCACAUCCUCGAGACGCGUUACGCCGUCGCUGGGAAGAGCUUGCAGGAGCAGAACGAGGCCAUCGGUGUGGACGCAGCCAUGAAGUACAUCAACACCUCGCUGCUGUCCAGAGCAGGCACCAUGGACGUCAGUGACAUCCUGGGGAUCCACCGCCGGGUGCUGGGCUACGUGGACCCUGUGGAGGGAGGGAGGCUGCGCACCAACCAGGUAUUUGUGGGCCAUCACAUCCCCCCCCACCCUCGGGACCUGGAGAGACACAUGCAGGAGCUGGUUCAGUGGCUCAACUCCGAGGACGCCCUGCAGAUGCACCCUGUGGAGUACGCAGCUCUCGCCCACUACAAACUGGUCUAUGUGCACCCAUUUGUCGACGGCAACGGACGCACAUCACGACUGCUCAUGAACCUCGUGCUCAUGCAAGCGCGAUACCCACCAGUCACUAUCCGCAAAGAACAAAGGGCGGAGUAUUAUGCAGCUCUAGACACGGCUAAUGAGGGAGAUGUACGACCCUUCAUUCGCUUUAUAGCCAAAUGUACAGAGAUGACAUUGGACACAUUGUUGAUUUCUACAACGGAGCAUGCUGUGGGGCUGCCGGGAGCCAGCGAGGACCAGGCCUGUCCCGACUGCCAACAGACCAUUCCCAUUCACAACUAGAUACACAGGGAAGGGGAAUCUAAAAGCACUUUAAUUCCAACCCUACCAUGUGUUCAAUUGCUUUAUGGCCAUAUUCUACCUUAUCCUCUAUAAUCCAGUUUAGGUUUUAAGAUAUGAAUUCAUUCACAGGGUGUUGAAUUGAAAAUUUGCUGUUACGGUUUGUUUUGUCAUUGAAAAUAAACCUUUUCCCCACUUUUUGUUAGUAACCUAUAUUCCCUUAGUGUUAAUGCAUUUCAGAGAUCUAUAAAAUACAAUCUACAUUUGACCAGAGGUGAUGUGACGAUGAAAGAAACGUUUUCUUAUGACAUUUGACUUGGUAUGCUUUAAGAGCAAAUGUGUAGAGUGAGUGUGAACAUUUGUUAAUGAUCUAUCUCUCGGAUAGAAAAUAUGAAGUGUCAUAACACUGUAAGCAUUUGUGUUUCUGAUUAUUUAUUUAAAAUAAACGUGUUCUAUUCACUUGUA
This is a messenger RNA of Trematomus bernacchii (emerald rockcod), 2146 nucleotides long. RefSeq names its product FIC domain protein adenylyltransferase (gene ficd). The record is from RefSeq and is a predicted model, not a curated record. The transcript is spliced from 2 exons. Gene Ontology annotation, molecular function: protein binding. NCBI's taxonomy places the organism in Eukaryota, Metazoa, Chordata, Actinopteri, Perciformes, Nototheniidae. Bases 332 to 1684 code for a protein of 450 amino acids.